Aspergillus ruber CBS 135680 is the source of this 441-nucleotide messenger RNA. RefSeq lists its product as uncharacterized. Bases 67 to 318 code for a protein of 83 amino acids. The record is from RefSeq and is a predicted model, not a curated record. The transcript has a single exon. NCBI's taxonomy places the organism in Eukaryota, Fungi, Ascomycota, Eurotiomycetes, Eurotiales, Aspergillaceae.
CACCGCUAAAGGCUCACAGUAAUAAUGAUAGCCGGAUUCACUAGUUAACCAGUUACCUAAUAUCUAAUGUCUAGUACUGCCAUCGCCGGCGGUAGCGGCAGGUGGGAACAUACCCGGAGAGCCCGCAUUCUCGAAAACAGACUAACACGGCGAACUCCUGGUUAUAUCCGCGCUACGUGGGGUGUCAGUUUACUUUCCUUGCUUUGCCUUGAGCUGGUGCCGCAGAAGCAACGACGGAUGCUACUGCAUCCCCAUCCCCAUCCACCGCACCGCAGAUCCGUACUCUCCAGGCGUUUCACUCCGUUCAUGCUGAUCUGAUCAGCAGUUCUGGAAAGCUUGACUUGCCCAGAUUGCACUUUACAUCCCGUAUUCCGAUGCUAUGCACAGUCAUUAUAAAUCCGUAGAAUGCCACUGGUUGGCGUCUGGAUUAUGGUUUCUUUU